This is a messenger RNA of Contarinia nasturtii (swede midge), 2389 nucleotides long. Its product is annotated as GATA zinc finger domain-containing protein 10. NCBI's taxonomy places the organism in Eukaryota, Metazoa, Arthropoda, Insecta, Diptera, Cecidomyiidae. Gene Ontology annotation, molecular function: calcium ion binding. The coding region runs from base 173 to 976 and encodes 267 amino acids. The record is from RefSeq and is a predicted model, not a curated record. The transcript has 6 exons.
GUCUAAUGUGAUAAUAUCGUGUGUUGGAAUUUCGAAUAACUUAAAUGUUUUAAACGAAAAACAACAAUUUUCAGUAGUUUUUCAAUCAUUAGUUAAUGUGUGUAACGUCACGACAAAUAUUGUCACGGAAGAGAUUUUAUUUUAUUUUAGUUCAUAACGUAAAUUUAAAGAAAUGUUGUCCGCAAUGAGACACCACACAAGAUUACUACUCAUUAGCAUCGCUCUUUUUGAAGUGAUAGCUGUAUCAUUAGCACAACGUGUUGCACCCGGCGUUCCACCUCAACAAUAUCAUCAUAAUACCCAAUAUCAACAAGGUUCACCUCAAUAUCAACAACAACAAAAUGUUCAAUAUCAACAAUAUCAACAGGCUGCACCCCAACAACAAUACCAACAACCACCACAACAUCAGCAACAACAACAACAGCAACAGUUCCAGCAACCACAAUACCAACAACAGCAGCAGCAACCACCACAACAACAACAGCAACAAUUCCAACAACCACAGCAUGAAACUGGCCAUGGCCAUGGUCAUGCUCACGGUUCUCACAAUGGAAAUGUUUUGGGCGGCAAUGUCAACGAAGAAAAAGAGCACAUCCAAGAACACAUGGAAGUACCGAUUGAUACAAGUAAAAUGACUGAACAAGAAUUGCAAUUCCAUUACUUUACAAUGCAUGACUCCGAUAAGAAUAAUAAAUUAGAUGGCAGCGAAUUGAUCAAGUCACUCAUUCAUUGGCACGAGCAAGGAAGCAAGGACAAUUCCCAACAAAUGCCUCAAAUCGAAGAAAAAAUCUUCACCGAUGAAGAGCUCGUUCAAUUGAUUGAUCCAAUUUUAAAAAUGGACGACACAAGUAACGAUGGAUUCAUUGAUUAUCCGGAAUUUAUACGGGCACAACAAAAAGCAGCAGCUAAUCAGCAGCAGCAACAACAACAACAGCAACAGCAACAGCACCAACAACAACCACCACAACAUAGAUAAAUAAUAUCAACAUUUUUUUAAGAGAAAAACAACAAUGGUCACACACACGCAAACAUCCACAAAAUAAGCAGUCACAAGAUUCUCUUUACGAUUUUAUUCAGUUUAAACAUUUUGUUAAUGGGUCGCAUUUACCAAUUCACUUUUUGCUUGCACAUCUAUGUGUGAAGCGUCCCCUUUUUUGGGGGAAGUGAAUUAAUUAUUGAAACGAACAAUCUUUAAAUAUUAUAAACUGAACGUACACGAUAUCGUUACAAUUGAUAUUGAACUCUUGUAAAGAGAAAAAACAUUUAUUGACAUCUUUUGUGUAAUCUUAAUUUUAAAGCUGUGAUUUAUGUUCUUAUCUUUCAUCUCACUUGUGUGGUAAUGCAUUUCUACAUAUACAUCAAACAUAUUGGUGAAACAAAACCAUUGGUUUCUAAAACAAAAUAGUGAGAGAAAAAAAGAUAUUGAAAUGGCAUUUAAAAUUCCAUACUUAAAUUAAAUGAGAAAAAAAAACGAAUUACAAUUUCACAUAAGUGUAAUAAUGAGAAAGAAAAAAAUCUAUAAUAGAAAGCUAACGGUUAGCGUUUACAGUUAAAAACGAACAAAUUCGUAUUUUCAGUAAUAAAAACGAAUGAAAACAAUAAACAAAUGAAUGAUAAGUUGCAAUCGCGAUCAAAUUUUAUCUUGAUAAAAUUUAUGUUUAAUACUUGUAAUUUAUUUUGGUUUACUACGUGGUUUGAUAAUGAUCCGUAGCCGGCCACCAGAUGGCAUCAUAUGUAAAAAACCAAUGCAUAGCUGUCAAGUACCACCCUUCAAACCUCUGCUAUAAACAUUUCAUGACAUUCCAUCGAAUAGUUUAUGAGAUAAAGUCAUUUGAACUGUGCAACCUCUAAUUUUUUAAAAAACAUGGAAAAAACAGAAAUUUGUGCAGUGAUCAAGUAUCAAUUUUUGAAAGGGUUAAAGCCGCAAGAAAUCCUAGAUGACUUCGAGAAAACUUUAGGGAAAUCUGCUCCAUCGAAAACAACCGUAUACGAUUGGUAUAAUGAGUUCAAACGUGACCGUACAAGCAUUCUGGAUCAGUAUCAAACGACGUAGUAAAUAGAAGGAAAAAAAAUAUACAACAACAAAAAAUAACGAAUAAAAAUGCAUCCUUUUAAACACAUAUACAUAUGGUGUGAACAUUUUUAAGCUUAGUUAGUCGAAUGGAAUUAAUGGAUUUGUGAUGUCAACAUUCUUAUAUUGUAUUUCGAUUUUUCUUUGUGAACGAAGAUUUUCCCUAUUUAUAUUUGUGCGCGUCGUAUGUAUACCAUAAAUAAGACCAAAAUAACGUUGAUGCGACUAAUCGAAUUUAAUUUUUUUACUCCAUUAAAUACAUGAUGACUCGAUUUCACAUCAAAAUAUUUAAAUAUUUCAAUAUAACCGAACACGCAA